This is a messenger RNA of Bombina bombina (fire-bellied toad), 1884 nucleotides long. RefSeq names its product serine/arginine repetitive matrix 3 (gene SRRM3). The record is from RefSeq and is a predicted model, not a curated record. Gene Ontology annotation, molecular function: mRNA binding. Lineage: Eukaryota; Metazoa; Chordata; Amphibia; Anura; Bombinatoridae.
AUGUCUGUGUGCAACAAUGGUGCCAGUAUACCUUCUCUUCAAGAGACUGCAAAUGGUUUCUCCCAGCCUAGUGCUUCUGGUACGUGGAAAAACCAAGAAGAGGAUGCAAGAACCACAGAACCCAUUGUCAUAAAGAAAGCCCACCGGGAGAUCUGACAUGAGCGGAAGAGGCGUGAACUCAAGUGCAUGGAGCUUCAGGAGAUGAUGGAGGAGCAAGGAUACUCUGAAGAGGAGAUUCGUCAGAAAGUGGGAACCUUUCGUCAGAUGCUCAUGGAGAAAGAAGGAGUAUUGACCAGAGAGGAUCAACAUGGGCGUCAGAUAAUAAUUGAAAACCAUUAUGUGGUUCCUGGAGAGGAGAGUGCUGCAGAGUAUUCAGUGUAUGGGGAAGGUCACCCUCUGGAAUAUGAUUGGUACCGUGAAGACGGCAGUCACAGGGAUUACAGGUCUAAACGAAAGCUUAGCAGCUCAGGCUCUCCGCCACCGAAGAAAAGGAAGAAGAAGAAAUCCGGUCACAAAAGAAGCCGGUGAGACAAUGACUUUUUUUCUAUUUACAGCUGUGAUAGUUCUUCCCCAGUACGCAAAGAAAAGAAAAAGAAGAGUGGCAAAAAGCACAAAAGGGACAGAUCAAAUUCUGGGACCAGGAAGAAAAGACAUCACAGAUCCAGGAGCCUAAAGAACAAAAGGAAAGACAAAAAUAAGGACAGAAAAAGGUCUCAUAGUGGGUCAACAACACGGAGAACCCAUAGACACAGCAGUUGUAGUUCCCAUAGUGCAUCACCUUCCUCUGAUUACAGCACCUCCAAGUCACCAAGCAGACAGAGUCCGAAACACAGGCAGGAUGACCGAAAACCUUCUAGUCACAGGUCAAGUCGCAGUCCGUCAUCUUCCUGCACCAGCCACAGCCGAUCUGCCACCCCACACCAGAAUGGGCACAAGAGUGGCAGUCACAAUGGGCAGCACAGUCAAGAACAUGGCACACUUCUAGAGAAACAUAUGGAUCGGUUCAGUUCGAUGUCUCCUUCUUCAAGGACACACUUAAAAGUUGAGACAUCUCCCAGCCGUAAUAAGAGCAACAAUCAACAUGAUAAUAGGAGUCCAAGAUCUGUUUCAUCAAGCAAAGGUGGCAGAUGCUCAUCAAAUGAUAAGCACAGACGUCGGUCGAGGUCUCUGUCAUCAGAUAGACAUCAUGGACGAUCUAGAGGGCGAAACAAAACUCAUAAGAAAUCGUCAGUGAACUCGGGAAGCCACACUGGAUACAGCAGUGAUUCUGAAGGAUCUAUGGUGUCACACGCAACAGGGACGGAAAAAAAACAUAUUUCAGCUAAAAUGACAAAAGAUAAGCAUCGCCGUGGUAGACAAGAAAACUGUUCUGAGUCUUCAGCAAAACAUCCUCGGCAGAACUCAGACAAUAAGAAGAGUCCAACACGAAGCACUGGUAAUAGAGGCAGCUCUUGGAGCUCAAGUCGUUCACCUUCUCGUUCAAGGUCACGAGAAAAGCGUUCAGCAAGAAGCCGGUCUAGAUCCAUCUCUCAAAAGAAGACAGCAAACAGGGAAAAAGAAAAUGAAAACCGAGCAAGACAUAAUGAUACAGAAGCAGCUCGACCUCGGCGUCGCUCUAGAAGCUUCUCCCCUAUUCGGAAGCGAAGGAGGGAUUCUCCCAGUUUUAUGGAACCUCGGAGAAUUACAAGUGCCCGUAAGCGGCCAAUUCCUUAUUACAGGCCUAGCCCUUCUUCCAGCUCCUUAAGCAGUUACUCACAUAGUCGGAGUCGAAGUCGAAGUUACGACAGCUACAGCAGCUACAGCCGAAGUCGCACUCGGAGCCGAUCCCCCAGCCAUAGCCGAAGUCCCAGCUAUAGAAGCAGUUCAGAAAGUGCUGGAUUUUAG